AUGGAUCGAUCAGCGAGUUCAAGUUGCGAUCCGGGGACAUCUAGUGCCUCUUUCGAACCACUCAUCCCAUCAAAAUAUAAAUAUCGUACAGUUACAAUAAACGGCGUGCAGCGCAAAUUAGCGUACACGGAUUCAUCACAAAAUACUCGCCAGGGCGAAGCUGACCCGAAAACCAUCGAGCUGAUUACUCGUUUCUUAACCAGUCAAGGACUCUCUUUGGAAUGCGCUCGAGAGCCAGCUUUUAUGAACUUGGUUCGAUAUUUGAGUCGAGAUUGCCAGAUCCCUUCUCUAUUUGAGAUGAAAACGUUUUUAACGAAGACAACGGAGUCAAUGAAACAGAGACCAAUCGUUCAUUUUCAAAGAGGAUGCGGACCGUUGGGAUUGACAAUUGAUUAUAUUGGAACUGAUCAGAAGUAUUUGGUGUAUUCGAUCCAUUGGUUCAAAGAAAUAUCCGAGCGGCAGAACAUUGUCUAUUUUCGGAGAUUGAGUCUGGCUGAUAUCCAAGAUUCCGGUAGUCUUCUCAUCCCUCCUCGGGAAUCCGUUGACAGUACCUCAUUUGGGACAGUCAAGUUCAGCAGCAUCGUCUUGCCCAACGAGGAAGCUUUCAAAUUGGUCAUUGACAGUAGAGUCGGCAAACGUUACUACAUUUGUUUUCACUACCACAUGACCUCGUUCGUCAAGCAACUGAUGAACAUUUAUGAGUUUGGCAGAGGACUCACUCAAUUGAAAGAGCUUGUUCGUUUUAUCAGAGAACGUGUACAGUUUUAUGCCAUUUUCAGAAAAAUCAAAGUGGCUAGAAAUAUGAAACACGAUGUUCCGGUAAUCAAGAAUGAGCAAAGCUGGGAAGAGACAUUUCUGUUCUUGACUAAUUGUUUAGCCAUGCAUGAUGUUUUCUACGAUUACGCGGAUGAAAUUGGUUAUCCAAACUACAUAUCUAACAGUACGUUCAACUAUUUGAUCUACUUUCAACGGUUGCUUCAACAAUGUAUCAAUAUCUGCAAAGAGCUCAGUCAGCCUGGAAAUUCAAUCUCUCAAGCGAUUCCAAAAAUCAUUGAUCUCAAAAACUACAUUCUGAGCAGCAAAAUGGGCUAUCGAUUUGAAUAUACUGUGCAGGAGCUGAUGAUGUCGGUGUUCCACAAUAUCACUCAUGGAUUAUCACACUAUAUGUAUGAGACGGCCUCUUUGUUUGAUCCAAGAUAUGCUUACGGAAAAACCUUUUCUGAAGAGAAAUGGUUAAACUUGGAAAAAAGAGUUGUGGACGAGUUUACCAGACUUGGAGAAAACAAUUAUAACAAUAUAUAUCCAAAGAACACUUGCGACCAACGUAGCAAAUUCAUUAAAGAAAACUUUGCGAUUUUCCGUCAAAUGUUGUCUCUUGGUGUAGACGCCGAAGAAGAUCCGUUUCAUUGGUGGGGCCAGCGUCAUAAAGCGAUGGAGACUUUAUCUAAUGUGGCGCGACAAUACUUGGCAAGCCCUGCAACCUCGGUAAAUGCUAGCACCUACUUUGGAAGUAAUGGAAAGUUUGAUCAUAUUUGCGAGAGCGUGACGUUUCAAGAUUUGGAUAUUUAUUUGAACAAUGCCGGCGUUCAGCAGAGAUAUGUUGGGAAAGGAGCCUACGAAAAAGAAAUUGCACCGGAGUUAGCUGAAUCGUUGAGAAUUACGGCAUGCAGGAUGCAUCAGCACUAUGAAACCAGCAUGAAGGAUACUCUUUAUGUUCCUAGAACCAAACUACAAGACCCUCGACUUCUAGGCCAGGAUUCAGCAAAUGCGUUUGAAUCGAAAUCAUCAACCCUUUCCAACAAUAAACGUCCCGUUGCUCUUUUUCCAGUUCAAUUGAUUUCCAAUCCAAAUGCACAAAAUCGAUCAAUGUCGCCUUAUUCAAACGUUUCAACUCAGCUGAAGAAACCAACUCGUCCACUGGGCAACCAACCGGCGUUGUCUGCUGCCUUGUUCGGCUUGAAGACAAGCAACUCCAAUCGUCCAGCUGGCGGAGCAGAUCAUCAGGUAUCCAAAGAAACCAAAUGUUUUUCGGAGGAACGGAAACCAAUGGAUCUUCUAGAGCAAAUCACGAGUUUCGUUGAAAUAGAAAAGGAAGUGAAGGAGGAAAUAAUCGAAGAGGAUGAAAUGCUGGCCGAAUCCUUCGGGGAAUCAGUUUUGCCUAGUCCAUCCACUUCUGCGACGCCACAAUUGAGGAGGGUAUUCCAUCGACCAACACAUCAAGGACCAUCAACAUCAACGCCAGCACUGCUUCCUAUUAAAAAGUUGAUCAGAGUUUCUAAUCCAGGUCCCAAUGGUACCACGAGACAAGUUUCAUCAAAAAUUGGAACUGGAACCGCUUCCAAAACAGCUUCGCGAACUCCACCAAUGAAAUUUCCCGUUGCCUUGACAGGCAAGCCUUCUGGUCCUUUACACUUACCUUCAACGUCACAACAUUGCCCAAUCGAAGACAAACCAACCGAUAUCGCACUGACUAAGCCAGACACUCAUAAGAGCGCGGGUCUCUUUGAAGUAAAAGACGAAAUCGCAGAAGUUGCUGAAAUGCUUGAUGAUACCGAAGGUCUUGGAAAAAUUUACGAUGAAGCGUUAGAAUACAGUGCAUCAUUAAAUAUGCCAAAACAAAGGCACCGGGACAUCCAUAAUAGUCGCCGUUGCUGUAUAUGUACUGGAGUGGAGAAAGACGAGCAUUUGAAAAAUGUCACCAUGGAUAACGAGAAAUUGCUUCUCAUCCUUGGAUGCGUUUUCCGAAAAGAAAUUUCAAUGAUAGAUGCUCAUGAAUUCUUGACGCGACCUGCGAAGACUUACGUUUGCCACUUUCAUUUCAAAGAAACAAUUGAUACACUCUACGAUAGACUUCAAAUAACGUGCCCGGAUGAUAUUCACAAAUGUUCCGCAGAUAUACUGGAGAAAACAUUUAGGAGUAUGCGUGAGCUACGUGCUCACACUACGUUCACACAAUAUAUCAAGAUUCUUCACGAUUUCGCAGAAAGAUACGAUCAUAUGAGAAGACCAUCAAAGCAAGACCUUCUGGACUACUAUACGACUCUCGUUGAACCAUCCUCCGAUGAACCCAUAGUUGAAGCCGUCGAGGAAGAAAUCAAGCCGAAAAAGCUCCGCCAACCAAGAAAACAAGUUCUCGAGAUUGAUCAACACGACAAAACUGUCAAAGUCAUCGAAAAAGACGAGUUCCAACUUCCAAAUGAAAAACAGGAUACAACAGGGAAUGAAGAUAUUGAAUUCCCCGCAACGUGUCGCUACUGCUCAAAACAAUACAGUCGUCUGUCCAUGAUUCCUGUUCCAAGAGGUACCGACAUUCGGGCUCGAUGGGUUGCAAAGCUUGGUCCAGAGUUUGAGAAGCGAUUACAGCCAGAUGAGAACUUUGUCUGCCGUGAACACUUUGCGCAGGAAGCUUUUGGCACGAGAGGGCGUCUUUCGAAAGGAUCCAUGCCUAUGGCUGAAACUGAAAAAGUUGAAAUAACCUACAAGAUUCAAGGAAACGAUUUCCUGAAACUCAAUGAGGAGAAAUCCGGAGAGAAUAUGACGGCUAGUAUUGACUUGGAGAAAGUACAGAAAAAAACCAAAGUCGUCAAAAAUGCUAAACGCAAAACGGAAAAGCCUUCAAAUUCGAAGGAUGAUGAUAGUUCUACAGAUGAAUCAACAUCAAGACCUGAGAGAAAUCGACGUGCCCCUAAAAGACUCACAUCUCCUGAACCACCAAAUGAGGAGCCCGCUAUAAUUUCUAAGAAACCUCGUCGGAGACAAACUAAGAAUCCAGGAAUGGCUUGGGAAUUCACUGGUGGGGUUAUUGAAUUCUCUUGUCUAAAUCAACAACCGGCAGUUUAUUCGGAUCAUUUAUUGUCAUUUCUCGUACCAGUUUCAUGUUACUUCUACGUGUGA
This is a messenger RNA of Caenorhabditis briggsae, 3894 nucleotides long. Bases 1 to 3894 code for a protein of 1297 amino acids. Gene Ontology annotation, molecular function: protein dimerization activity. NCBI's taxonomy places the organism in Eukaryota, Metazoa, Nematoda, Chromadorea, Rhabditida, Rhabditidae. The record is from RefSeq and is a predicted model, not a curated record. Gene Ontology annotation, biological process: negative regulation of vulval development. The transcript is spliced from 8 exons.